UGAGGACUCCAGAAAUGGACAGUCUGCUACUGAAGCGUAAUAAGUUCCUGUACCACUACAAGAACCUCCGCUGGGCACGAGGCCGGCACGAAACUUACCUGUGUUACAUCGUCAAGCGCCGGUACAGCUCGGUUUCCUGCGCCAUGGAUUUCGGCUACCUGCGCAAUCGGAGUAAUUGCCACGCAGAGAUCCUGUUCCUGCGCUACCUGUCCAUGUGGUUGGGGCAUGAUCCAAACAGGGCGUUCCGGGUCACCUGGUUCAGCUCAUGGAGCCCGUGCAGAGACUGUGCUCGUCGCACCGUUGAGUUCCUGCUCAACCAUCCCAACCUGACCCUCCGCAUCUUCAGCGCCAGGCUGUACUUCUGCGAGGAGCGAAACGCGGAGCCGGAGGGACUGCGUAGGCUGCAGAGAGCAGGCGUACGAAUGGCGGUCAUGAGUUACAAAGACUACUUCUACUGUUGGAACACUUUUGUGGAGACUCGAGAGCAAAGGUUCGAGGCUUGGGAUGGAUUGCAUGAGAAUUCGGUGCGGCUCUCGAGAAAACUGAGGCGUAUCUUAGAGCCUCCAUAUGACAUGGAAGACUUACAUGAAGCAUUUGAUCUUCUGGGACUUUAGGGGAUGUCUCAGCAAAUCAAAAUGAAAAAUUUUACUGAGAUCCAGUUCAAAACUGGCAAAUCGCCAGGAAAUGUGAGUCUCCGAGGAAGAAGAAGUGGUGCAGAAAGGCAGCGGAGAACCUUCAUACAGCUGAAAACCGCGGGGACAAAAAGUGACAUCAUUGGCAUAAAGAGAAUCGUCACAAAUACCAAAGGUCCCUGAAACUGCAAUAACAAAAAACACAAUGUGCAAUACCACUGACAACCACUAUGUGGCGCAAAAACAUAAAUAAACCUAAAACAUCUCAGCACAACACAUCAAGGUGGAUAAACCUAGAGGGAAAGAGGGCAACUGCAGUCACAAAAGCAGAUUCGUCUGCUGGUUCUGAUCCACAUUGUACCUCAAAGGGAGCAGUAUUAUA
Molecule: messenger RNA, 1014 nt
Organism: Bufo gargarizans (Asiatic toad)
Lineage: Eukaryota; Metazoa; Chordata; Amphibia; Anura; Bufonidae
Gene: AICDA
Product: activation induced cytidine deaminase
Exons: 4
Coding region: 15-614 (199 amino acids)
Biological process (GO): cytidine to uridine editing
Cellular component (GO): cytoplasm; nucleus
Molecular function (GO): cytidine deaminase activity; RNA binding
Source: RefSeq, a predicted model, not a curated record